Hyaloperonospora brassicae is the source of this 639-nucleotide messenger RNA. The record is from the annotation of a GenBank genome assembly. Lineage: Eukaryota; Oomycota; Peronosporomycetes; Peronosporales; Peronosporaceae.
AUGGGCAAGCGCCGCGCGGUCAACAAGAUGCUGACCAUGUCGGACGGAUACUGGGGCUUCGUGCACAAGAAGCGCUUCUACCGGUGGCUAUACGCCUCGCUGACGUUCUUCGCCAUCUUUGCCGUGGUCGUGGCCUUCUUUGACGUCGGCGCGGGCACGUCGCACGCUGCCCGCUUCGUGGCCAGCAAGUACACCCAGGGCGAGCUGGACGAGAACCAGCGACUGCUGCAGUGGAUGUAUGUCUUUUACCCGACGCCCUUUGCGUUUUCGUGGUUCCUCGUCUACUUUGCCAAGUUCCUCUUUUGCUGGAAGAUCAAGCGGCUGCGCAAGGCGCGCAACUACAAGUACAACCUCAUGCUGGCGUCGCUCCUUGUGGCUGUGUUCUACGCCGUUGUCUUGAAGUCGGUGCUCAAGAUGACGCUCUACUCGGGUCCGAAGCUGCGAAGUGCGAUCGUCAUUGGACUCUGUGAACUCGGCCUCGUGGGCAUUGAGGUGUUUGACGAACGGAAGCUGCGCAAGGAACGCCACGAGCGAAAGCGGUUGCUCCGGAACCGAUUGGCAGCUGACGACGGGCAGACGCGUGAGCAAGAGGAGCAAAAGUCAGAUGCAUCGCAUGGCCUGACACCGGAUAGACGCUAG